Molecule: messenger RNA, 2694 nt
Organism: Orycteropus afer afer
Lineage: Eukaryota; Metazoa; Chordata; Mammalia; Tubulidentata; Orycteropodidae
Gene: ZFYVE28
Product: zinc finger FYVE-type containing 28
Biological process (GO): negative regulation of epidermal growth factor-activated receptor activity
Cellular component (GO): early endosome membrane
Molecular function (GO): metal ion binding
Source: RefSeq, a predicted model, not a curated record
AGCCGGGCCGGGGCUAGCGCGGCGAUGAUGCACAGGUUCCGAAAGUGGCUGUACAAACCCAAGAGGUCCGAUCCGCAGCUGCUGGCCCAGUUCUACUACGCUGACGAGGAGCUGAAUCAGGUGGCAGCAGAGCUGGACAGCCUGGACGGGCGCAAGGACCCGCAGAGGUGCACGCUGCUGGUCAGCCAGUUCCGCUCCUGCCAGGACAACGUGCUGAGCAUCGUCAACCAGAUCAUGGACGAGUGCAUCCCCCGCGAGCGUGCCCCGCGGGACUUCUGCGUCAAGUUCCCGGAGGAGAUCCGCCACGACAACCUGGCCGGCCAGCUGUGGUUCGGCGCCGAGUGCCUGGCCGCCGGCUCCAUCAUCAUGAACCGAGAGCUGGAGAGCAUGGCCAUGCGGCCGCUGGCCAAGGAGCUGACGCGCAGCCUGGAGGACGUGCGGAGCGCCCUGCGUGACCAGGCGCUGCGCGACCUCAGCGCCUACACGGAGAAGCUGCGGGAGGCGCUGCGCCACUUUGACGUCUUGUUCGCGGAGUUCGAACUGAGCUACGUCUCGGCCAUGGUGCCUGUGAAGUCCCCCCGGGAGUACUAUGUGCAGCAGGAGGUCAUUGUCCUCUUCUGUGAGACGGUGGAGAGAGCCCUGGACUUCGGGUACCUCACCCAGGACAUGAUUGAUGACUACGAGCCGGCCCUCAUGUUCACCAUUCCCCGGUUGGCCAUCGUGUGUGGCCUGGUGGUGUACGCAGAUGGACCGCUAAACCUGGACCGCAAGGCGGAGGACAUGUCCGAGCUGUUCCGACCCUUCCACACGUUGCUGCGGAAAAUAAGGGACUUGCUGCAGACCCUCACGGAUGAGGAGCUGCACACGCUGGAGAGGAAUCUCUGCAUUUCACAGGACGUGGACUUCCCCAUCCGGGCAGAUGUCCAGGCGCCUGCUGCCUUGGCGCCCACCUUCCCUGCACCCCUGCCCACUGUGGAGCCGCUUGCCACCAAGGCCAAGGACCCGGAUGCAGAGCUGGCCUGCUCCAUGCAGUACGACGACCAGGAGCUGGAGCAGCUGAACCGCAUGGUCCACCGGGCAGGGGACGAGAUGUCGUCCCUCCUCUCCCCGCCCAGUGCCUGCCAGUCCCCGGCUCACAGGCCGGAGGCCGAGGGCGGCCCCCGCGGGGAGGCGUCGCCUGCCAGGGCGCCUCGGGAGCAGGGCAGUGACGAGGAGAGGGUGUUCUUCAUGGACGACGUGGUGGGGGUGGGAGAGGCCCCGGGCAGCCCCUUCGGGUGGGCGGGCAGCACCUGUGCCCACCCGCAGGAGAGAGAGCAGGUCAGGGAGAGCGGAGAGGCGGGGCUCGGCAAGGCUUCGGCGGCAGAGGACGAGGACGUGCGCAAUAACAACACCGAAGACGACAAACUGUGGGCGGCCAGCCUCUCAGGCCCCAACUCCUGCAGCUGCCAGGAUGCCCAGCUGUCCCUAGACGGCUGGGAGGCUGGCACCGAAGACGCUGAGACCGCCGAGAUAAUCGCCCACCGGACCGGGGGCAUGAAACUCUCGGCCACGGUCAUCUUCCACCCUAAGUCGCCCAUGUCCUCGGGCGCGGGCGCCACCGCCCCGGAAGCUCCAGCCAUCGGGGCUGCCCCUCUGGGCCCCACGGCGAAGGUGGACAUCGACCCUCGCAGGCUCAGCCCAGCCGCCACCAACUGCCUCAUUAACUCAUGCGUGUGCUGCGGGACCUGCGGGGACAUCAGGGACGAGGCCGACAGUUCCCAGGAGAAGUGCAGUCCUGGGAGCGUCAUCAACGCCUCUUACACGGGCCUGGCCAAGGCCAGUGACAAGGGCCCCGGGGAAGGACUGGAGAAGGGCCGGCCUGCCCCCGAGGCACUGCCCGCAGGCACCACGGCCCCUCUGCCCCCAGAAGAUGUCCCUGACGGGCAGGAGCCCAAAGGCCCUUCUUCCCGGGGCCAGGUGGACCCUGGAGGCGGGUCGCCAGGUGAGGGUGAUGUUGGAGGUCAGCCGGAGGGCGAGGUCAGAAGGCUGGACCCUGGGAAGGAGGCCGGGGAGGAGUGGAAGCAAGCCAAGAGUGGGAGCAGCGGGAACAGUGAGGCCUUGUGCUCCUCAGACAGCACCAGGCCUGAGGCAGCCCCCGCGGCCCCACACGCUGCCCCAGUGGCCACGAGAGAAAGGAUCCGGUCCCGGUUCCACAGCAGCCACGACCUGAUCCACCGCCUCUUCGUCUGCAUAUCAGGGGUGGCUGACCAGCUGCAGACCAACUACGCAAGUGACCUGAGAAGCAUUCUCAAAACGCUGUUUGAAGUCAUGGCCACCAAGCCGGAAACAGACAACAAGGAGAACCUGAGGAAGGUCACCCAGACGCUGCGGAGCGUGGCCCUGGAGGACUGCGCCCUGUGCCAGGAGACCCUGUCGUCCUCCGAGCUCACAGCCAAGGCCCGGGACGGGGACUUGGAAGAUCCCCCGGAGUGGGUGCCGGACGAGGCCUGUGGCUUGUGCACCACCUGCAAAGCACCUUUCACUGUCAUUCGCCGGAAGCACCACUGUCGGAGCUGUGGGAAGAUCUUCUGUUCCCGCUGCUCGUCUCACUCCGCGCCGCUGCCGCGCUACGGGCAGAUGAAGCCGGUCCGUGUGUGCACGCACUGCUACAUGUUUCACGUCACGCCCUUCUACAGCGACAAGGCGGGUGUCUGA